This is a messenger RNA of Uloborus diversus, 1308 nucleotides long. RefSeq names its product NADH dehydrogenase [ubiquinone] 1 alpha subcomplex subunit 9, mitochondrial-like (gene ND-39). Gene Ontology annotation, cellular component: mitochondrion. Lineage: Eukaryota; Metazoa; Arthropoda; Arachnida; Araneae; Uloboridae. The transcript is spliced from 10 exons. Gene Ontology annotation, molecular function: protein-containing complex binding. Bases 23 to 1246 code for a protein of 407 amino acids. The record is from RefSeq and is a predicted model, not a curated record.
GGACAAAUGACAAACAAACAAAAUGGCGGCCUGCCUGUGUCGUCUGCAUCGAAAAAUUUCUGGUACAUCUGUGCCAUUUGUGACACUUGUGCAGUAUCCGGCAAGAUGUGUUAGUACUGAUGUAGCUGAUACAGAGGAAAGAAGAUUCCCCAAAAUAUCUUCAAACAUUCAUGGGUUGAAAAGAGGCACUGGUGGUCGUUCGUCUUUUAAUGGAAAAAUUGCUACGGUUUUUGGUGCCAGUGGAUUUCUUGGUCGUUCUCUUAUCAAUCAACUGGGAAAAAAUGGCACCCAAGUUGUUAUACCUUACAGAAGUGAUCCUUAUGUUAUUGCCAGAUUAAAGCUGUGUGGAGAUUUAGGGCAAAUUCUUUUUACGCCAUUCAAUUUGAAAGAUGAGGAAUCGCUGUAUAAAGCAAUGAAGCACUCUAAUGUAGUGUUCAACCUAAUAGGAAGAGAUUAUGAAACAAAGAACUUCCCUUUUGAAGAAGUACAUGUCAAAGGUGCUCGAAACAUUGCUCGCAUAGCUAGAGAAUCCGGAGUUGAAACCCUGGUUCAUGUUUCUGCUUUAAAUGCCUGUGAGAAUCCCAAACCUAUAAUUUUGAAAAGAGGCUCACAGUUUUAUGCCAGCAAGUGGCGUGGAGAACAAGCUGUCCGGGAAGAAUUUCCAGAUGCCAUAAUAUUUAGACCUGCAGAUAUGUGGGGUCAAUAUGACCACUUUUUAAACUAUUAUAUGAAUAUCUUUAGAAGAACAUGGCGUGCAAUGUCGCUAUGGAACAGAGGUGUUGGAAUAAUUAAACAGCCUGUGUAUGGUCCGAAUGUUGCAAAGGGGCUUGUUAAAGCAGCUAUGGAUCCUGAUGCUGCUGGACAUACAUUCCAAGCUGUAGGACCUCAUCGAUAUGAAUUGUCAGAAUUGAUGGAUUGGUUUCAUCGAGUGAUGUUAAGGACUCGAGAAAGGUUCUACUACAGAUUAGAUGCUCGUUAUGACGUUACACUAUGGGCACGAAUAAUAUUGGCAGAAAUAAUUUUGACUCGUUACAGGCGGUUGUCAUGGGAAAGGUUAGAGAGGGAAAGCACUACUGAUGUUGUCCUGCCAGAUCUUCCAACCUUAGAAGAUCUAGGUGUGGAACUAACUGAAUUAGAAACAAGAAUUUUCUAUGAAUUGAAACCAUAUAGGUUGGAUGCAUAUCUUGAUCCUCUAUCUGCAAACUAUGUCAGACCAGUUGAACCUUGUCCUUUUGCAAAGGCAUAAAAUUUUAUGAAGCAGCUGUUAAAGUGAAAUAAGAUGUUCUUAGAAAUAAACUUUCAGUUUCA